Molecule: messenger RNA, 1211 nt
Organism: Telopea speciosissima
Lineage: Eukaryota; Viridiplantae; Streptophyta; Magnoliopsida; Proteales; Proteaceae
Product: SWR1 complex subunit 2
Exons: 12
Coding region: 66-1145 (359 amino acids)
Biological process (GO): regulation of DNA-templated transcription; chromatin remodeling
Cellular component (GO): nucleus
Molecular function (GO): ATP-dependent H2AZ histone chaperone activity
Source: RefSeq, a predicted model, not a curated record
CAAAACAAGGAACAGUUUCAGCGACAACAGCAGAAUCGAUCAACUGUAGCAGUCACACCAAACUCAUGGCUACCUUCCACGAAGAAGAACCUGUUAUCCUCGAACGUUCUACAAGAACAUCCAGAGGGAAAAGGAUGACAAAGUUGCUUGACGAGGAGGUUGAGGAGGAUGAGCUGUUCUGGAAUCAGGAUUCCCUUAGAGAGGAAGAGGAUGAUGAAAAUUAUAAAGAGGAAGCAGAGGUUGCUGACGAAUUUGAUAGUGAUUUUGAUGAAGAUGAACCUGAACCAGAUGAUGAAGUGGAAAAUGAUGCAAAUGAUAGGGUGCAGACGAAGAAGCGUUUAAUAUACCCGGGAAAGUCUGUGACCAAAAAGAAAAAUAAGAAGAAGGUCCUCUCAAAGUUAGAAAGAGCUCCAGAGGAUGAAAGCUCUCAUAAACAUCAUGAAAACUUGAGUGAACAUCAUGACAUUCCAGAUGAUCCAGAAGGUGAGAGAAUAGUGAGGAAAUCCAUGAGAACUUCAGUAAUUGUAAGGCAAGCAGAAAGAGAUGCAAUACGUGCCGCAUUGCAAGCAACCAUGAAGCCGAUAAAACGGAGGAAAGAAGGCGAGGAGAAGCGAAUGACCCAAGAAGAGAUGCUCUUAGAAGCAGCCCAAACAGAAAUCAUGAACUUGAGGAACUUGGAGCGUGUGUUGGCAAGGGAGGAAGAAGUUAAGAAAAGAGCAGUUGUACACAAAACAUUUUAUAGUGGUCCUCAGAUACGAUAUUCUUCGAGAAAUGGUCAAGUGUUUCUUGAAUUCAGCAAAGGGUUGUCAUUUCUAUCAGAAAGCUGUACAACAUCAGCCUUAUAUCCCCAGAGGGCUAUCUGUGCGGUAACUGGAUUGCCUGCCAAGUACCGUGACCCUAAGACAGGAUUACCUUAUGCAACUAAAGAAGCAUUCAAAAUUAUCCGGGAACGUUAUUCCGAGGAGAAUAAUAGAGUAAAAGGAGAAACCAAGGACAUGGGAGUUCUAUUUGAUUCAAUUUCUGGACAGGGAUUUUCAGGUCGCCGGAAGAGAUCAGUAAUAGAAAAAACAAAUGAAGCAGCAUAUAUGCGAUACUGGGCUCGCUUCCGCAGUAUUCCGGCUCUUGAAAUCCAGGAUCUGGAUUAGCUGUUUCCUAGUAGCUGUUAAUGAAUUCGAAGCAUGCAAUUCUAUCAUGAGACUUGAAAAGUAUAU